This is a messenger RNA of Pseudophryne corroboree (corroboree frog), 4403 nucleotides long. RefSeq names its product adenosine deaminase RNA specific (gene ADAR). Gene Ontology annotation, cellular component: cytoplasm; nucleolus. The transcript has 15 exons. Bases 647 to 3331 code for a protein of 894 amino acids. NCBI's taxonomy places the organism in Eukaryota, Metazoa, Chordata, Amphibia, Anura, Myobatrachidae. Gene Ontology annotation, biological process: RNA processing; adenosine to inosine editing. Gene Ontology annotation, molecular function: double-stranded RNA adenosine deaminase activity; double-stranded RNA binding; tRNA-specific adenosine deaminase activity. The record is from RefSeq and is a predicted model, not a curated record.
ACAGCUGCCCCGGAACCGGAAGUCGCCUGCACGGAAACACAGAGCGGUGUGUGGUGUCGAGGGGAAAGCGCGCUGCCGCCAUCACGGGGAUCAGCAGGACUGGAAACCAGCGCAGAGAUCAUUUGUGUUGAACAGUCCGCCUGGAUUUUCCUCCUUUCAAGACCGCAAUCCUCCACCUUGGCACGUCUUCAAUCACAGACACCCUCCCCCUCAGAGGUGCCCUCCAGCACAAAAGUACCCUCCACCGUCCACUUCUCGUCCUCGCCCCCCUCCUGUCCACCCUUCAGAUAGGGAGACUUGUGGCCUGUCGGAGAGAUUCCAUCGGCUUUCUGUGUCGCACGAGUCUCUAGAAGAAAAGCUGUUACGGAAAUUCAGAGAACUCCGGGAAAAGGAGUUUUAUACUGCAAAAGGUUUAGCCAAUUUUUUUGUUUUAGAGAAAAAACACAUCAAUAGUGUUCUAUACAGAUUAGAGAGAAAUAACCUAGUGCAUAAAGAAAACGGUACUCCACCGAAGUGGCGGCUCUUGGUUAACGGUCUUCAACAUCUACGAAGUCCAUCCUCUGGUAGAGCAUCGCAACAGGCACCCUCGCGGGCUAAGGCGGAGGAGUUAUCCCCUAACUUGGAGGCCGUCUGGUCAGCUGACAUCAUGGCAGAUACAAAGGAAAAGCUCUGUGAAUACUUAUACCAAUCUCCGGAGUCCACAUCAGCCGCCAUCCGGAAGAACAUAGGACUGACCAGGAUGAACGAGGUCAAUCAGCUCCUCAGCGCUAUGGAGAAACAGGGAGAUAUUUGCCGGCAAGGGAACCCUCCGAAAUUUUCCCUCACUGACAAGAAGCGGGAGAGAAUGUUUAUCAAGAAAAGAGCAGCAGAGAUUCAUGAAGAUGAGAAAGUGGAUAUCGCAGGCCAACCCGAGGAGGAUGAGGAGGUGGCAUCUGUGGAGAAUGGCCAGCAGGUGGCGGCGGUGGAUGGUAGCAGUGCAGCACCCAUUGAAGUACCUGAAGUUCUCAAUAUCGACAUGCCCUCUGAUGAGCCACCAAGGAAACGCAUUAAAGACACGUCAUUCGAUGACUAUGAGAAUGGCAAAUGGGCCGUCGAUGAGGUCCCUGAUGCCUUAAACAUGAUAGCAGGGAAUGACUUCCUUGGAGGAGAAAUGGACAAUGAGUCUGUGCCGGUACCACAAUACUGUGAACCACUUAAACAAUGCCCCCAACUGGAGAAGCUUCAGGCCUGUCUGGCAAAGAACCCGGUGAGCGGCCUCCUGGAGUUCACCAAUUACUUCUCUCUGAAAUGUGACUUUGUUCUACUUGACCAGAGCGGACCAUCUCAUGACCCAAGGUUUAAGAUCCAGGCGGUGAUCGACGGCCGACCUUUCCCGGAAGCUGAAGCUAGCAGCAAGAAAACUGCCAAGAAGGAGGCUGCUGCGCUUGCCAUGCGCAUCCUGCUGCGCGAGGCACAAGGUGGAACAGAAGAGGAGGUCCUGGCGGAGCAGUCUGCCAUUCAGGAGAUACAGGAGGAAGUGAAGUCUGUACCACAGCCAGCGCUGACUAUGGGUAAAAAUCCAAUCAGCAUCUUGAUGGAGCACAGCCAGAAAUCUGGCAACAUGUGUAUAUUCCAGCUGGUGAGCCAGGAGGGUCCCCCGCAUGACCCCAAGUUCACCUACAUGGUGAAGAUUGGCGAUCAGACUUUCCCGGCCGUAGUAGCCAAUAGCAAAAAGGUUGCCAAGCAGCUGGCGGCUGAGGCCGCAGUGAAGCAGCUGAUCAGCGACAGCUCGUUAUUCCUAGACCAGGCUGAUCCGGUUUCUGAAGCCCCAGUCAUGGAGUUUCCCUCUGUCCCAGAACUCUCGGUGGACGACAUUAAGACGGCCCAGACGUCCAGCGUUGGGGAUUUCAUCAAAUAUCUCAACGCCAACCCCGUCAGCGGCCUCCUGGAGUACUCCCGUGCCAAGGGGUUUGCGGCAGAGUUUAAGAUGGUCAACCAGACCGGUCCUCCGCAUGAUCCCAAAUUUGUGUUCCAAGCAAAAGUUGGGGGUCGCUGGUUCCCCCCAGUUACAGCAUCCAAUAAGAAACAGGCGAAGGCAGAGGCUGCGGAUGCUGCCCUGAGAGUCCUGAUUGGGGAGGCAGAGAAAGCUAUACGAGAGGGGGACACUGUGACGGAGCUCCCGGUGUUCGGCAGCACUUUCCAUGACCAGAUCGCCAUGCUUAGCCACCAGAAAUUCAACAGUCUUACGGCCAGAAUUCAGAGCAGCCUACUGGGAAGGAAAAUCCUGGCCGCCAUCAUCAUGAAGCAAAACGGCACGGAGCUGGGCAAAGUGGUCAGCAUUGGCACUGGGAAUCGCUGCGUUAAGGGUGAGGAAUUAAGCCUGCGAGGGGAGACUGUUAAUGAUUGCCAUGCAGAGGUCAUAUCCCGGAGAGGGUUCAUAAGAUUUCUGUAUGAUCAGCUGAUGAGGUUCAACCCGGACUCCCCAGAGGACAGCAUAUUUGAGGAAUCCGAAGACCUGCUUAGGGUUAAACCAGCAGUGACCUUUCACCUCUACAUCAGUACCGCUCCCUGUGGAGAUGGGGCGCUGUUUGACAAGUCCUGCAGUGAUCAGCCCUGCGAGGAGGGAGACAAGACCCAUUAUCCCCUGUUUGAGAACCCGAAGCAGGGAAAGCUGCGGACCAAAGUGGAAAACGGUGAAGGGACCAUUCCUGUGGAGUCCAGUGAUAUUGUCCCCACGUGGGAUGGAAUACAGCACGGAGAGAGACUCCGCACCAUGUCUUGCAGCGAUAAGAUCCUGCGCUGGAAUGUUCUGGGCCUCCAGGGUGCGGCGCUGUCGCAUUUCAUCGAGCCGGUGUACCUCAACUCUGUCACUCUUGGCUACCUGUUCAGUAAGGGCCAUCUGACGCGGGCUAUCUGCUGCCGCAUGUCCAGGGAUGGUGAAGCAUUCCAGCAACAGUUACCAGAACUCUAUAUAGUCAACCACCCGGAGGUCGGACGGGUCAGCGUCUAUGACUCGUACCGGCAGACGGGAAAAACAAAGGAGUCCAGCGUGAAUUGGUGUUCUGCUGAUGAUGAAGUGGAGGUGCUGGAUGGGACAAAGGGGAAAGUGGAAGGGGGCAGACUGGAAGUCUCUCGUGUCUCGAAGCUCCACAUGUUCGUUUUAUUCCAAAAACUCUGCACAAUGCGUGGGCGCCAGGAACUCCUGCAGUGCACCUCCUACAGCGAUAUAAAAGCGGCAGCCACCACCUACAGGCAGGCCAAAGGACUGUUCAUGAAAGCUCUGCAGGAGAUGGGCUACGGGAGCUGGAUCAGCAAGCCGCAAGAAGAGAAGAGCUUUAACCUCACAAUAUAAUGACUUUCCCAGCAUUUGUAUGUGUAUGUCUGCACUGAGAGGGGGAGGGGGGGGGGGUUAGUGUUGGUCAAUGCCAGCGUGAUUCUGCCAGGCACCUCCAGAAAACCAGCGUCACAGCUGACCGCUUCUCUGCUCUUGUUUUUGGAUGAGUUAUCGGUUUUUAGUCUCAAAUGUAAAGCGCGUGGCCACUCAUCUGGUAGUAUUGUGUAUCUGUGAUAUUUUUUUUUCUUUUUAACCAGGUCUCUGCUUUUCAUUUUCAAAUAUUUAUGGAUCUGGAAUAUCAAUUUGUUAAAAAAAUAAAAUUGCUGGCCUGAGUGCAUGAAGCAGGGUCAUGUAUGUACUUCUCAAGUUUAGCGCAAUGAUCUGGACACAGGAUCCACACUCUUGAGAGUUCCCAGCAUUCAGUGCUGCGCUUUGUUCGUAUGAACACCUGAUGUUAGUAGUAAAACAAAGCAGUGGUGGCUGGUUUCUGAAGGUUUUCCUUCUGCCGCGCGUUUGUGCGAUCACCUGCUGGUUUUUCUGUGAGGCUCUUGGCAGAUCCUGGUUGUAGAAUGUAAUGCAGCAGAAUUAAUUUGAUUUUAGGGUUGAGGAUACAAUUUCUUUUAUAUAGUUUUUGCGUUCUGUGUCUGUAACCCAUCUGUUUGCCAGCACUCGCCAUACUUCUCCUGUAAAUACGUUUUUAAAAUCUUAGACAAUGGUUGGAAAUUUACAAUUUCCUGCUGUGUUUUUUUGUUUUAAAAAAAUAUAUAUCAUUCCAUAUUUCAAAUCUAGAAUUUAGUUGUGUCCACUGAGAAUUGGAAAGAAUUUUUUUUUUUUAAAUUGACAGCUGUCACAGUGCUACACAUAUAAAUUCUUACCGGAUCGUAGACAUUGGCGCGCAUGAUUACUUUCAUUUUCAUAUGUUCUAGCGUUCCUCCUAAGGUCAUUGUUGGGCUUUCAUUGAAUUGGCCCAUGGUUAAAUCUCUACGGUGGUGUAAGACAAACUGCGCUGUGUCUGAUCUUCGUACGAUGUCUACUGUUGAGUAGUGAUAUAUAUACGUUUAAGUGACACAAUAAAAGAAUCUUACAUCUG